This is a messenger RNA of Phytophthora infestans T30-4, 1332 nucleotides long. RefSeq names its product protein kinase, putative. Gene Ontology annotation, molecular function: ATP binding; calcium ion binding; calcium/calmodulin-dependent protein kinase activity. Gene Ontology annotation, cellular component: cytoplasm; nucleus. The transcript has 3 exons. Gene Ontology annotation, biological process: intracellular signal transduction; protein autophosphorylation; peptidyl-serine phosphorylation. The record is from RefSeq and is a predicted model, not a curated record. NCBI's taxonomy places the organism in Eukaryota, Oomycota, Peronosporomycetes, Peronosporales, Peronosporaceae. Bases 1 to 1332 code for a protein of 443 amino acids.
AUGGGCAACAGCAGCAGCAGCAACGCCGGUGGCGCCAAUGUGCGGCCACACGGCAAGCGCAACAACGCAUCACACCGUCGCGCUCAGCAACAAAAGACUGCACAAGCCACGCAACAGGCCGCAGCUCCAGCGAGCGCCCCUUUGCCUCCCGCUGCACCGGCGGCCGUGCGCCGCAACCCGCAGACACGCGAGCGCAAGGCAUUCAAAGAACUGAUCACGGGCGAAUUGCGUGACGUGAACGAAUUCUACGACAUCGAGAAGAAGGAGCUGGGCCACGGUCACUAUGGCACAGUGCGUGUGGGUCUGAGCAAGGUAACCGGUGAGAAAGUAGCCAUCAAGACCAUCCCUAAGGCCAAAGUCAGUCGUCCAGAGACGAUGCGUCGCGAGAUUAGCAUUCUCAAGACUUUGGACCACCCGAACAUCAUCAAACUCUACGACGUGUGUGAGGGCAACCGUCACCUCCACUUAGUGACGGAACUCUGCACCGGUGGAGAGCUCUUCGACCGUAUCAUUGCACGUGGCCACUACAGCGAAGCCGACGCCGCUGUACUCGUCCGCAAGAUCUGCGACGCCGUCAAGCACUGCCACGACCGCGACAUUUGCCACCGUGAUCUCAAGCCGGAGAACUUUUUGUUCGCUACUAAAGCCGAAGAUGCCGAGCUGAAGCUGAGGAAAGUGCUACAGCACCCGUGGAUCUCGGGCUCGGCUCCGAGAUCGAGUAUGACGCUGAACCCGAACAUCUUCUCGAGUCUGAAGCGAUUCACGGGCAACAACAAGCUCAAGAAGGCCGCACUUGGCGUCAUUGCUGACUUGGCUACUGAAGGAGAGAUUGCAGAGUUGAAGAACCAGUUUAUGGCGAUUGAUACCGACGGAAACGGGGUCAUUACCGUGUCAGAGCUAGCGGAAGCACUGCGUGAUACUGGUCUUGGUAUGAUUGAAGAAGAGGUCUUGGAGUUGGUAAAGGGCAUCGACAUUGACGGCGACGGACUGGUGGACUACCCGGAGUUCCUGGCAGCUACCAUGAAGCGUAACUUGGCCAAUCAGAAGGAGCAUCUCAUCAACGCAUUUAAUUAUUUCGACACGACCAACACGGGCCACAUCACCAAGGCUGAUCUCGUACAGUUCAUGGGCAGUGAAGAGCAAGCGCAGGAAGUCAUCAACGAUGUGGACGCCAACGGAGACGGAGUCAUCAGCUUCGAGGAGUUCGUGGCCAUGAUGAACCGCAAGGGAUACGGGGACGACUCGGAGAUGGACAGUCUGGACGACAAUAGCUUCCUGUCAGCGCAGUUUAACAGCGGCAACGUCUCGAUCGUCAAGGAGACUGAGCUCUAA